AUGGGCCCUCCGUGCCGCCGCCUCCUCACGCCGCCGCUGCUGCUGCUGCUGCUGCUGCAGGUCUCCUCGCGGCUCUGCCAGGAGCCCGAGCCCUGUCGUCCCGGCUUCGGCGCCGAGAGCUACACGUUCGCGGUGCCGCGGCGGCACCUGGAGAGAGGCCGCGUGCUGGGCAGAGUGAGUUUUGAAGCAUGCACCGGCCAACCGAGGACCAUCUAUGUUUCUGAUGACACCAGAUUCAGAGUGGGCACGGAUGGGGUGCUGAUUGUCAAACGGCCUUUGCAGCUACAUAAUCCAGAGAUGAGUUUUCAUGUUUCUGCCUGGGACUCCGCCCGCAAGAAGCUCUCCACGAAAGUGACACUGAAGGCAGCAGUGCACGACCACCGCCAACACCACCACCACCAGCACCACCACCAUCAUGACGCUCUCCCUGAAGCCCGGACGGAAGUGCUCACAUUUCCCGACUCCCACCACGGUCUCAGAAGACAGAAGAGGGACUGGGUUAUCCCUCCCAUCUCCUGCCCAGAAAACGAGAAAGGCCCGUUUCCUAAGAAUCUGGUCCAGAUCAAAUCUAACAAAGACAAAGAGACACAGGUUUUCUACAGCAUCACUGGCCAAGGAGCUGACGCCCCCCCUGUCGGUGUGUUUAUUAUUGAAAGAGAGACAGGAUGGCUAAAGGUGACGCAGCCUCUGGAUAGAGAAGCAAUUGCCAAGUACACACUCUUAUCUCACGCCGUGUCUUCCAACGGGGAUGCCAUUGAGGAUCCGAUGGAGAUUGUGAUCACGGUGACAGAUCAGAACGACAACAGGCCCGAGUUCACCCAGGCGGUCUUUGAGGGGUCUGUCAGGGAAGGUGCUCUCCCAGGAACCCCCGUGAUGGAGGUCUCAGCCACAGACGCGGACGACGAAGUGAACACCUACAAUGCUGCCAUCGCUUACAAAAUCAUCAGCCAAGAGCCUAAAGAGCCUCAUGAGCAAAUGUUCACCAUCAACAGGGACACAGGAGUCAUCAGUGUGCUCACUACCGGGCUGGACCGUGAGAGGUUCCCCAACUACUCUCUGGUGAUUGAAGCUGCUGACCUUCAAGGUGAAGGCUUAACAACAACUGCAAAAGCUGUGAUCACGGUCCUUGACAUCAACGACAACCCUCCUAUAUUUGACCCAACCACGUACCAGGGGCAUGUUUAUGAGAAUGAGGCUGAUGCCGUGAUCGCUACGCUCAAAGUGACCGAUGCUGACCUCCCCAGAACCCCGGCAUGGGAGGCCGUGUACACUGUAUUAAACGACAAGGACCAAUUUGUUGUCGAAACAGACCCAGAAACCAACGAUGGCAUCUUAAAAACGAAGAAGGGCUUAGAUUUUGAGACCAAGCAGCAGUACAUUCUCUACGUGUCAGUGAAGAAUAAGAUGGACUUUGAAGUCGCUCUGUCUACUUCCACAGCCACUGUCACCGUGGAUGUGAUGGAUGUGAACGAGGCCCCCAUCUUCAUGCCUCCCCAAAAGAGAGUGGAGGUGUCCGAAGACUUCCCAGUGGGACAGGAAAUCGCAUCUUACACUGCCCAGGAUCCGGACAAGUUCAUGGACCAGAGAAUAACGUAUCGGAUUUGGCGGGAUGCUGCCAACUGGCUGGAGGUUAAUCCGGACACCGGUGCCAUUUCCACUCGGGCUGAGAUGGACAGAGAGGACACGGAGCACGUGAAGAACAACACAUACACGGCCCUCAUUAUAGCUGUAGACAACGGUUCUCCACCUGCUACUGGGACGGGAACCCUUCUCCUGGUCCUUUCCGACGUGAAUGACAACGCCCCUGUGCCGGAACCUCGAACUUUGGAAUUCUGCCAGAGGGACCCACAGCCUCACGUCAUCAACAUCGUUGAUCCAGAUCUUCCCCCCAACACAUCGCCUUACAUAGCAGAACUGACACACGGGGCCAGUGUCAACUGGACCAUUGAGUACAAUGACCCAGGGCGUGAAUCUAUCACUUUGAAGCCAAAGAAAACCUUAGAGUUGGGCGACUACAAAAUAAACCUCAGGCUCGAGGAUAACCAGAACAAAGACCAGGUGACCACCUUAGAAGUUUACGUGUGUGACUGUGAAGGGGCCGUCAGCAGCUGCAAGAGGAACGCAGCCAUUGUCGAAGGUGGACUGCAGCUUCCGGCCAUCCUGGGGAUUCUCGGAGGCAUCCUGGCUUUGCUAAUCCUGAUUCUGCUGCUUCUGCUGUUUGUCCGGAGGAAACGGGUGGUCAAAGAGCCCUUACUGCCCCCGGAAGAUGACACCCGGGACAACGUGUAUUACUACGACGAAGAAGGAGGUGGAGAGGAGGACCAGGACUUUGACCUGAGCCAGUUGCACAGGGGCCUGGAUGCCCGGCCGGAAGUGACUCGCAAUGAUGUGGCGCCAACCCUCCUGAGCAUGCCCCAGUAUCGGCCCCGCCCUGCCAAUCCCGAUGAAAUUGGAAACUUUAUUGAUGAAAAUUUAAAGGCGGCCGACAGCGACCCCACGGCUCCGCCUUACGACUCUCUGCUCGUGUUUGACUACGAAGGAAAUGGUUCCGAAGCUGCUAGUCUGAGCUCCCUGAACUCCUCGGAGUCAGACCAAGACCAGGACUAUGACUACCUGAACGAAUGGGGCAAUCGCUUCAAGAAGCUGGCAGAUAUGUAUGGAGGUGGCGUGGAUGAUUAG
Pipistrellus nathusii (Nathusius's pipistrelle) is the source of this 2679-nucleotide messenger RNA. NCBI's taxonomy places the organism in Eukaryota, Metazoa, Chordata, Mammalia, Chiroptera, Vespertilionidae. The record is from the annotation of a GenBank genome assembly.